UUUUCGAGGUCCUGGAUCAUCUUCACUAUCAUUAUUCUGAAUUCUUUUUCUGGAAGGUUGCCUAUCUCCACUUCAUUUAGUUGUUUUUCUGGGCUUUUAUCUUGUUCCUUCAUCUGGUACAAAGUCCUCUGCCUUUUCAUUUUGUCUAUCUUUCUGUGAAUGUAGUUUUCCUUCCACAGGCUACAGAAUUGUAGUUCUUCUUCUGCUGUGCAAAAGCUUUUAAGUUUGAUUAGGUCACCUUUGUUCAUUUUUCCUUUUAUUUCUAUUCCUUUGGGAGACUGACCUGAGAAAAUAUUGGUACAAUUUAUGUCAGAAUGUUUUGCCUAUGUUCUAUUCUAGGAGUUUUAUGGUGUUAUGUUUAAGUCUUUAAGCCAUUUUGAGUUUAUUUUUGUGUAUAGUGUAAGGGUGUGUUCUAACUUCAUUGAUUUACAUGCACCUGUCCAGCUUUCCCAACACUAGGGACAGUCUUCAAUGCUCAGUAUCUGGGGCCCUGGCACCCCAGGUCCGCAAGAGUUGAGUCCUAAGACAGCCAGGUUUCCGGGUAGUUCAGCCAGGAGGGGGCCUUGAGAGCCCAGGAUUUGGGUCUUCUGAUGGGACGUGGUAAAUCUCCAGAGGCUGGAGCUCAACAUUACAUGCUCGGUUGAACCACUUCCACUCAGCAGCACGUCCUGUCCCAUCUAAACCCCCACAGAGACCUCUGACCCUUAAACUGAGGCAGGUGUGCCCUGGAGAUACCCCUAGGCAGGUCCCAGAUUACCGACAGGGGACAGAAGAAGAGUGAGGCUCAUCUGCUCCUCCCCUGGGAACACCAGACCUGCUUCAGGGCUCAGUUUUCCCAUCUGAUAACAGGCCUGCAAAACAUUCCCUGGAAGAGCCUGGCCACCUCCGCAGGUCAGAGUGUUGCACCAUGGGUACAUGUAGACACAGGUAUGUGCAAGUGUGCACACAUACAGGCAGACACAUGCAUAAAUGUACAUGUACACAGGCAAGUGCACACACAUGCACAUAUACAUGCACUUAUACAUUCAUACGCACACACACACACAUUAACCCAGUUUAGCAUAAUAAAGUACACAUACAAACACAUCUGCACAUGAAGAGAAAUGCACAAAAGCACAUCCAUGCACAUGCACACACGGUACACAAACAGGCAAACAUAGACACACACAUGCAUUCACAAAGGCAUAAAAAUGCAUACAUAAACACACAAGUAUACAUAGACAAAUGUGUCAUGUCAUUGCCUUGCUUGGUGCCAGUAAAGUAUACAAGCACACACCCAGUACACGUAGCAGACCUGCACACCCACCCAAGUCCAUUGGAAUCAUGGAGGCAUGUAGAGGCCUUGACCAGGUCAGAUGCAGACCUUGGUACAGGGCAAAUGCAAUGUCCACCUUUCCCUCUUGACUCCCUGCUGAGCAUGGAGCCCUGGUUCAGAGUCACGAGCCCUUCUCAACUACGUCCUGCUGUGCGACCCUCUGAGCCUCCACUUCCUCAUCAGUAAAAUGAUGUGGGUACCCAUCCGCCAGGGCUGGUGUGAGCUAGGUAAGGAGCAAUGCUAAGCCCUGUGCUGGGCAGGGGUCAGGUGCUCCUUGCAUGCUUCUCCCUCUACUCUCUGCUGCCAGGCCUACCCCCCAAUGCCCCCACCCUGGAACUUGAGGCCCUCUCCUCCCCUUUCUGAGCCUGGAUCCUAUGGAACAUGUCUCCCUGCUCUGGAGCAGGGCUGGACUACCUCCAGGGUCUCUCCCAGAGGGUUUGGGGAGCAGCGUACAGGGGGUGCAGAGUCAGCAGUUGAGGGAUUGGGGCCAUGCCAGCCUGAUUAGGGCGGCUGGGGGCUGAGCUGGAUUCACCUGUCCUUGUCUCUGAUUGGCUCUUGGGUACCAACAACCCCCCAAAUCCUACUAAGCAGCCCCAACAGGGCCUUCACAGGUCUGUGGACAGCCAGUUGAUUGCCAGUUCUGAGGUCAGAAGGGUGUCUGGGGAGGCCAGAGGCUGGCCUGAGCCUGGCUCUGGGGAUCCCCUGCAUCCAGAAGAGCCAACUGACCACCCUGUUCCUUCACCUCCUGCCGGCACCAUGGGGGCUGGGGCCAGUGCUGAGGAGAAGCACUCAAGGGAGCUGGAAAAGAAGCUGAAAGAAGAUGCCGAGAAGGAUGCUCGAACCGUGAAACUGCUGCUUCUGGGUGCCGGUGAGUCCGGGAAGAGUACCAUUGUCAAGCAGAUGAAGAUCAUCCACCAGGAUGGGUACUCGCUGGAAGAGUGCCUCGAGUUCAUUGCCAUCAUAUAUGGCAACACGCUACAGUCCAUCUUGGCCAUCGUGCGCGCCAUGACCACGCUCAAUAUCCAGUAUGGAGACUCUGCGCGCCAGGACGAUGCCCGGAAGCUGAUGCACAUGGCGGACACCAUCGAGGAGGGCACGAUGCCUAAGGAGAUGUCAGACAUCAUCCAGCGGCUGUGGAAGGACUCGGGUAUCCAGGCCUGUUUCGAUCGCGCCUCGGAAUACCAGCUCAACGACUCUGCUGGCUACUACCUCUCGGACCUGGAGCGCCUGGUAACCCCGGGCUACGUGCCCACUGAACAGGACGUGCUGCGCUCGCGUGUCAAGACCACUGGUAUCAUUGAGACGCAGUUCUCCUUCAAGGACCUCAACUUCCGGAUGUUCGAUGUGGGCGGGCAGCGCUCAGAACGCAAGAAGUGGAUCCACUGCUUCGAGGGUGUGACCUGCAUCAUCUUCAUCGCGGCUCUCAGCGCCUACGACAUGGUGCUUGUGGAGGACGACGAAGUGAACCGCAUGCACGAGAGCCUGCACCUAUUCAACAGUAUCUGCAACCACCGCUACUUCGCCACCACGUCCAUCGUGCUCUUCCUCAACAAGAAGGACGUCUUCUCGGAGAAGAUAAAAAAGGCGCACCUCAGCAUCUGCUUUCCGGACUACAAUGGUGCCUGGACUCAUGCAUUCCUGAGACCCUGUAGCCCUUGCCGCCUUGUAGCCCCAAUCCGCAUGGCCCCUACGAGCCCCCCAGGACUCCUGGGCCCCAGCCUGUGGCCUCACCAGCCACAGAUUCAAAACCCUAAGCCCUGCUAACCUUGAGGGACUUACCCUCCCCCAUGGCUCCCAGGAUUCCCUGGUCUCCCAGAGUCCGGUGCCCCCAGCCACCCCAGCACUGCCCUUCACGGCCUGGCUGCACUGGCCUCCAGGACCCACCACAGCCAGCCCCAGCUAGGAGCAAGCAGUACUUGGGGCAGCUACAGCUCACGGUGACUCAGCAGUACCCCACUGACCAAUCUCCUGCUGCUCUCCUGCCCCAGGAGGCCCGUGAUUCACCUGGUGGGUCUGGGUUCAGCAAACAGCCCUCCCUCCCAGAGUUUCAUGAAGGGCAGGGGGGCAGGAAGGGAACCCUCCUCCAAGCAGGCCUGCUGCUUACCAUCAGCCCAUUCUAGCCUUACCACCUCCAUGUGACAAGUCUGACACCCAUCUGCCCAGUGGCCAGUGACUGCCCCACCCGGCAGCUUUAGGGGUCCAAAGUCCAAGCCAGCUCUGGCCUGUGAAACUCAUACAUAGACGAAUUAGUGAGUGGGGGCAAGCCUGGGAGCUCCUGGUGCCAGGAAGAGACUCAAGCUGGACCCUUCCCCACAUAUCCUAACCCCUUCCCCCACAGGCUCUGCCCCCUCCAUGCUUGGACACUGUAUUCAUGUCCUACUUACUUACACACCCACAGUACUCCAGGCCAGUCUGUUGAGGGAGGGUGCUGUUGACACCAGCUGUGGCCAAUGGCUGAACUGUCCUAAGGGGUGGCUGGGAGCAGAGUCCGGCUCCCAUCGAUCAGCCCCAGGCAGGGGAUUUGGGACAGGAAGGAGGCCCAGAUUGUGCCCAGAGGGGUCUGCCUCAGGUAGGAUCAUAAGCAAACCCAGGUGAUACUCUUGUCCCUGCCAGCAGCUUCUCUCAUCCUUCCCAUUCAGGGCCCAUUCCCUGGUGGGAAAAACUGAGAUCCAUGCCUGAACCAUCAGUGACAAAGGCAUCCAUGUCCCCACACCCCUGCUCCCUACUUCCUCAUCAAGCACCAAGUCCUCGCUGAUGCCCGUGGGCUGGGGCCUGUGCUGUAGUCGAGGGCAAGGAGCAUCCGUCCAACAAGGCCAGGGCAUAAUUUGCACUCCCUUCAGCUAGAUACACAGACUCAGCAAUAAAUCUUUGCAUCAGG
Molecule: messenger RNA, 4193 nt
Organism: Lagenorhynchus albirostris (white-beaked dolphin)
Lineage: Eukaryota; Metazoa; Chordata; Mammalia; Artiodactyla; Delphinidae
Gene: GNAT1
Product: G protein subunit alpha transducin 1
Exons: 8
Coding region: 2072-3079 (335 amino acids)
Biological process (GO): adenylate cyclase-modulating G protein-coupled receptor signaling pathway
Cellular component (GO): heterotrimeric G-protein complex
Molecular function (GO): G-protein beta/gamma-subunit complex binding; GTP binding; G protein-coupled receptor binding
Source: RefSeq, a predicted model, not a curated record